Messenger RNA from Rotaria sp. Silwood1, 3177 nucleotides. The record is from the annotation of a GenBank genome assembly. NCBI's taxonomy places the organism in Eukaryota, Metazoa, Rotifera, Eurotatoria, Philodinida, Philodinidae.
AUGAAUGAAGAUAAAUUACCCUUUUCAUCAUCGUCAAUAUCAAAUGAAGAUUAUAUUGAAUAUUUACAUUCGCCUAUGUCAACUAGCACAUCACUAGAAACAACUUCAAUGACAAAUCCAUUUGAUAUGACACGAUCUAUGUUUUUAUCAGAUGAAAAACCUUCGAAUGCUGAUUUAUCUAUCGAUAAAAUUUAUGAUCAUACAGAUCGAUUGGUUGAAAAUGCUUUUAAUACAAAGCAUGUAUCACCUACAAUAUCUUCGCAUGAGCCAUUAACUACCAAAAAAGAAUCUUUCGUGACGGAAUUUAACUUAGUUCAUCAAUCAGAUCAAAGUUUUUCGAGUUUUGAUAACAUCGAACCAACACAGCUUCCUUCAACUGUUAUCCAUGAGAAUACCACCCUGUCAAUGUCUAAAUAUUUUUCAAACAUUAAUGUUUCUCAUUCUUCUUCUGAUUUCGAAUUACUUGCAACUCCAUCUGAUCCAUCAGUAUUAGAGAUUAAUGACAAUCAGAUCCAUUCUUCUUCACUAAAGACUAGUGAUGUAAUGAUUCCGAAUAUUCUUCUCGACACUACUCUACUUCAAAAUCAAUCUUAUUCGACCACUACUAUGAGUUUUAAUUACAAUCUUCACGAUGAUCUUAAUGAUGAAUUUCAAGUAAUCACAAAUCAAUCGAUAAAAAAUAUACAAAAUGAAACACUAUUCAUGACAGUCACUAAUUUCAUCCAUACAGAGAUGGAAAAUGAAAAUAAUCAAACUAAUGCUUCAUCGAUAUUGAUAGACGUUAAUAUAUCCACUACCCUACACUCAUCAUCACCAUUUCUUCUAUCCAGCACAGUCCCUAUUCUCACCAUUGAUUCUCAAUUAUCAUCACCACUUCACCCUUCACUUUCACAUUCAAGCACGACAUUAACAAAAAUCAAUCGAUUAUCAUCGUCAAAAUACUUUUCAGCAACAACUACAACAAUAUCUGCGCCUCCCACUAUGUUGCCAUCAUCAUCUAUUAAUCUGCUACAAACGACUGAUCUAUCUACAUCGUCAGAUAUUACUGAGAAAAAUUCCAUUUCUAUUUUCUUUGACGAAUCAUUUUCUUCAAGUUAUACAUCAACUACUUCCUCUUUAUCAUCCACUGCAACUAAUGAACAAUUCAUAUCGAAAUUUUCAAACAUUUUCUACGACGAGUCACUUACAUCUACAAUAUCUUUAGAAUCAAGUACGACCGAUUAUACAAUCCUUUCAACUAUCGUCACUACUAGUACUAAUUUGGAUUUAACCACGACAGUCCAAACAAAUGAGUAUUCAAGUCUUCGAUUAGAAACUACAAAUGAUGAACAGAAUCUUGUAAUUACCAAUGAAGAUUCUGAAAUACACACUUCGUUCCAAUCUUCAUCAGAAAUAACAUCAACUAUUUUUCUUGAUGUCCAUAAUUCCGAAACUGAACAUUCCACUCUCGUUGUAACUUAUCCAUCGACACGAUCUCGUCGACCGACAAGAAGACGAACUAGCAAAUUAUCAACAAUAUCGACAACUACUUCCACAAAGUCCACAGAUGUAUAUCGAACUCGUAGACGAAAAAUAACACAUUGGAAAUCACGAAUAUCAACUGUUAAUACAAGUACUUCUUUAGUUCGGACAUCCACCAUCAAUCAUCAAUUCUUAACUUCUACUCCAUUUUCUAUUGACCGUUCAAACUCAACGUCUCUUCAACAACAAAUGAUUGUAAUUAAACCAUCUAUAAACAUAAAUUCAUCAAAUACACUGUUAUCAAAUGAAUUAUUCAAUAAACUAUUCAAUAGUACAACAAAUUCUUCUACUGAAAAAAUUAUUUAUUUUAAUUUACUUGAUAUUCCACCAUCAUCAUGGAAUUUUGCAUUAAAUACAAAUGAAAGUAUUGUUUUCGAUAUAGCAGUACCAUCUUCUUCUUAUUCAUCAAAUUUUCAUAGAACAACAAAUUUAACAAUUACAAAUGUUGAAGCAAAUCGUUUAUCAACAAAUAUUAUUGGUUCACCAGUUAAUUUGCAAGUUGAUAAAGUUCAAGCAAAAAAAUUUUCAUUAGCAAUGAAUCAAGGAAAUAAUGAAACAAAUCAAUCAUUAUCUGAUGUGAUUAUUGGUUAUAUUAAAACUGAACAAUUUGAAUUAAAAUUAACAAAGUUAGAUAAUAUGAAUAUGCAUAUUCAACAAAUUGAUUCUGAAACAGCUGAAAUUUAUUUUGAUAGUCAAUUUUGUACAGAUGAAAAUAAUCUAGAAAUAAAUUUAAAGCUUUCAAAAGCUGGAACUGUUCGUUAUGGUAAUCGAACACCAAGUCAUAUAGGACCAGUUUUUACUCGAUUACAUAUGCUAAGACAAUCAUGUGACCUUGAUCAACCGUUAAGAUUCUUUUUUGAUAUAUGUCAAAGUGAAAAUCCAUGUUUGAAUGGUGGUACUUGUGAAUCUCUUCUACCAGAUUAUGAUAAUAAAUUUUCUUCUCUUAAAAAAACAACAGAAGUUCAUUAUCAAUGCAUUUGUCCCUUAUACAUAACAGGUGAACAUUGUCAAUAUUUAAGAUAUCCCUUUGGUUAUUGUGUUAAUGGUGGAAAUUUAGUUGAGAUUGUUGAUUUAAAUAUCAACUCCAAACAAAAAUGUUUAUGUCCACAAGGUUUUCAAGGUGAUCAUUGUGAAGAUAAUAUUGAUGAUUGUAUAAAUAUAAAAUGUUCUAAUCAUGGAAUAUGCCUCGAUGAUAUUAAUUCGCAUAGGUGUUCAUGUUUUGAUGGAUAUUAUGGGAAUGAAUGUGAAGAAAGAAGAGUACAAAUGCUUUUAAUACAAGUUGCAAGUAAAUCAUUUGCUAGUGUAGCGAUUUUAUUAAUUAUUUCUAUUGGUUGUCUUGUUAUUGCAAGUGAUAUUCAUACUUAUUUAACAAGAAAACAAAAAAAACGUUAUAGAUCAAAUAAAAUUCCACGUGUUGCAUCAGAAUUAUUUGAAAAUUCAGUUCUUUUACUUGGUUUUAGUGAUGCUCCUAUGGAAAUGAGUGAUUUAUCAGCAAUCAACAUCAAAAGACAAUCUAAGAAAAUCAAACAAUAUUCAAUGAAUAUAGGAAAAAAAUCUGGUUAUCGAAGUAUCACAAGAGGAAAAUAUAUCAAAACAUUACGAAAACCAACAUCAAAAAGUUAUAUAUUAUCAAAUCCAACUUAUCAAAAAAUUUAA